Conger conger (European conger) is the source of this 4033-nucleotide messenger RNA. RefSeq names its product UBX domain protein 2A (gene ubxn2a). Lineage: Eukaryota; Metazoa; Chordata; Actinopteri; Anguilliformes; Congridae. The record is from RefSeq and is a predicted model, not a curated record. The coding region runs from base 161 to 901 and encodes 246 amino acids. The transcript has 7 exons. Gene Ontology annotation, cellular component: cytosol; nucleus. Gene Ontology annotation, biological process: nuclear membrane reassembly; Golgi organization; autophagosome assembly. Gene Ontology annotation, molecular function: ubiquitin binding.
UGGUAGAAAAAAACUCCGUUAUUGAAAUUCAUAUGUAAUGUCGGACAUGGUCAUGAGCUAAAACGCUUUCCUCAGAAUGUUCCUGAAGUCGCAGGACUGACUCGAGACGCCUGCGUGUUCGGCGCCAGCCUGCUUCCUUAUAUGGGAAAAGACACACGCCAUGAAAGAAACUGACAGCAGAGAGAGCGGUGGAGACGCAGACUGGGGGGAGGGGGAGGAGGGGCCCAUGAGGCGGAGCUUCUCAGUGGAGGACCUGCUGGACGAGGUGGAGCGAAUCGGGACAGUCCCAGCAGCCGACGCCAAGGUGGAGAUGGUGGUGAGGCUGUGGAAGGAUGGGUUCACUGUAAACGAGGAGGCGUUCCGGAGCUACUCCCAGGACGAGAACCAGCAGUUCCUGGAGGCCAUUAAGCGAGGGGAGCUCCCAGAGGAGCUGGAGCGCCGGUCGGAGGAGGGCGAGCUGGAGGUGGUCAUGCAGGACAUGAAGGAUGAGCCCUACGUCCCGCGCAAGAGAAGCUUCCACCCGUUCACCGGCCGGGGGUACCGCCUCGGCAGCGUUGCACCCCGGGUCGUGGCCCGCUCCCCCUCCCUUCACGAGGACACAGAGCCUCCCCUCCCAUUGGUGGAGCUCAACCACACCCAGCCAAUCACCAGCCUGCAGAUCUGGCUGGCGGACGGGCGAAGACUAGUGCAGAAGUUUAACCUCUCGCACAGGAUCAGUGAUGUGCAGGACUUUGUGCAGCAGUCCCAGCGGGUGGAGCUGUCUGUGCCGUUUGUGCUGACCACGUCUCUGCCUCUGCGGGAGCUGGGAGAGGGAGAGCUGAGCCUGGCCGAGGCAGACCUGUCCAACGCCGUCAUCGUCCAGCGACCCCUCAACCCCCAGCCGCCCUUCGGCCACUCCUGACCUGCCCUGAGCCAGGCGCCCCCCAAAUCCCCCGGAUACCCCGAGAUCCUGCACUAACCCCCCAAAUCCCCCGGAUACCCCGAGAUCCUGCACUAACCCCCCAAAUCCCCCGGAUACCCCGAGAUCCUGCACUAACCCCCCAAAUCCCCCGGAUACCCCGAGAUCCUGCACUAACCCCCCAAAUUCUGCAGCGCCUCAAAUCUUACUCAGAUGCCUCCACAUACCGCACUCCCAAUACUGCUCAUACACCCCAAAAUCCAGCACCUUAAAUACUCCUUGGCCUCCCGAAGCUCCAGCACUGCCCCCCCCGCGUGUGGAAACUCUGUGAGGACUCAACCGGGGGGAGGGUGUGUUUCUGCCCCCCCAUCAACUCCAGGGAGAGUGGGACUGAUGAGCAAUUAUGGUUUUAUGAUUAUGAUUUUAUGAUUUAAAAAGAUAAUAAACAUGAGUGCUGAAGAAUGGGGAAUAUAAUCUGAAACGCUGGGUUAAGCCCUGCCCAGGUUACAUGUAAAGCUGCAGAUGGCUUAAUUGUACAGUAAAGAAUAGGCCUGUACAGGAGAGUGUGACUAUGACUGUACAGGAUAGUGUGACUGUAUGACUGUACAGGAGAGUGUGACUAUGACUCUACAGGAUAGUGUGACACUAUAUGACUGUACAGGAGAGUGACUAUGACUCUACAGGAUAGUGUGACUAUAUGACUGUACAGGAGAGUGUGACUGUAUGACUCUACAGGAUAGUGUGACUAUAUGACUGUACAGGAUAGUGUGACUGUAUGACUACAGGAGAGUGACUAUGACUCUACAGGAUAGUGUGACUGUAUGACUGUACAGGAGAGUGUGACUAUAUGACUGUACAGGAGAGUGUGACUGUAUGACUGUACAGGAGAGUGACUGUAUGACUCUACAGGAGAGUGUGACUGUAUGACUCUACAGGAUAGUGUGACCCUAUAUGACUGUACAGGAGAGUGUGACUGUAUGACUUCAGGAUAGUGUGACUAUAUGACUACAGGAUAGUGUGACUGUAUGACUGUACAGGAGAGUGUGACUGUAUGACUACAGGAGAGUGACUGUAUGACUCUACAGGAGAGUGUGACUAUAUGACUGUACAGGAUAGUGUGACUAUAUGACUGUACAGGAGAGUGUGACUGUAUGACUCUACAGGAUAGUGUGACUAUGACUGUACAGGAGAGUGUGUGACUAUAUGACUGUACAGGAGACUGUGUAACUAUAUGACAGGCGGGCGACAUGGCUCAGGCAGUAAGAACAGUUGUCUGGCAGUUGGAGGGUUGCUGGUUCGAUCCCCUGCCCGGGCUGUGUCGAAGUGUCCCUGAGCAAGACACCUAACCCCUAAAUGCUCCUGACGAGCUGGUCGGCACCUUGCAUGGCAGCCAAUCGCCGUCGGUGUGUGAGUGUGUAUAUGAAUGGGUGAAUGCGAAGCAUCAAUUGUACAGCGCUUUGGAUAAAGGCGCUAUAUAAAUGCCAACCAUUUACCAUUUACCAUUAUGACUGUACAGGAGAGUAUGUGACUAUAUGACUGCAGGAUAGUGUGACUUGUCUCUUUAGAUGGAAAGCACAGGAAUGCGAUGUGUGUGUGUGAGUCACAGUAACUGUAAUGGGUGAACACUCCCUCAACAUUGAAGUCACACCGUCUAUAAAACAUAUCUGGGUGCGUCAAUAAAUUCUCUGUCCAGAGGGGUGGGGGGAGGAGACGAGACGCAUCCACCAUCUCAACACCAAACCACUCCUUUACCAAAACCCACACCAUCCCUCAGCCAUUCUGAUUCAUCCUCUAGUGCAGAUUCAUAUUACUGCAGCUGGGAUAUUAAUGCAUUUCCUCAGAAAGGUUCAUGGAUAUAAGAGUUGGUUGGUAGUGGCACAGUUCUCACUCCCUGAAUCCAGAGUUCAAGAGCAUCCUGAAGGUCUAAAAUGACCUAUAGAUAUCGUAUUAUUAUUAUUAUUAUUAUUAUACACGUGUGUGUAUGACCAUCUAAACGAUGAAGGUCUUAUUUCAGCAUGGCGCUCCGUGGUGUGUGGGUUGGUGGGGGAAGCAACACUAUUCAGAGUGAAUAUUAAUCAUGCAGGAGAAUAUUCAUGUGUGAAUAUGAAGGGAGACACGUUUAUGACUCACUGAGGAACGCGCUUCCAUUGCCGGGAGAGACGGACAGGGUGACUUAUGGUGGCCGAUACUCUGAUCAAUAAUCAAUACAUUCUCAGCCAGUCAAGCUCCAGCGGGACAGCCUAGCAUAUCAGCGGUGUGCUGGGGUCCUUACUCCUGGUCCUGGAGAGCCACAGGCUGUGCUGGGGUCCUCACUUCUAGUCCUGGAGAGCCGCAGGGUGUGUUGGGGUCCUCACUGCUGGUCCUGGAGAGCCGCAGGGUGUGCUGGGGUCCUCACUCCUGGUCCUGGAGAGCCACAGGGUGUGCUGGGCUCCUCACUCCUGGUCCUGGAGAGCCGCAGGGUGUGUUGGGGUCCUCACUGCUGGUCCUGGAGAGCCGCAGGGUGUGCUGGGGUCCUCACUCCUGGUCCUGGAGAGCCACAGGGUGUGCUGGGCUCCUCACUCCUGGUCCUGGAGAGCCGCAGGGUGUGCUGGGCUCCUCACUGCUGGUCCUGCAGUUCUCCAGGACCAGGAAUGAACAUUACUGCUAGAAUGAGUUGGCCGAGUACAUACAGUAAUUACAUUACAUUACUGUAUGUACAGUACUGUGCAAAAGUCUUAGGCACCGGUAUAACAUUCUGUACAGAUAAGAUUCUUCCCAAAAUAAUUCAAUGAAAGUUCCUAAAUAAACGUAUUGUACAUUUUACAUUACAUUUGAGUAAUUUGGCAGAAUAGUUCAAAACUGAAUCAAAUCAAUAUUUUUUGUGACCACCUUUUGGUGUUAAAACUGCAUCACUUCUCUGAGAUAGCCAACGCUGUCCUGCAGUUCUAUAAGACAAUCAGCAGGGAGGUUGUUCCAAGCAUGUUGGAGAACUUGCCACAGUUCUUCUGCAGACUUUGGUUGACUCCUUGCUUCUGAUCUCAGACAGCCUUGAUCAAGUUUUUAUCUAGAAAGUAGUCAAUUGCUUACAGUAAUAUGUUACUUUUUAAAAUGAAAUACAAAAAUGUCUCUGUAAAAUUAAAUCUUUUGGAAAAUGAA